UGGAGGAGGGCGGAGCAGCGGCGGAGGCUCCGCAGUUUAAAUGAAUGUCAACCUGCUGCUGCCGGGACAAGUCACUCAGAGCUCAAACCUGCACACACAUACACACACACACACACACACACACACUUCUACAACAUGGCCCGGCGGCCGAGAAACAGUGUUUACAGCAGUGAGGAGGAUGAGGAGGAGACCGAGAUGUAUGAACAUGAUUACGAUGGAUCAAUGGCCAAGGCAGGGAAACGCCACCUCGGCAAAACGCGCUGGACACGAGAAGAGGAUGAGAAGUUGAAGAAACUUGUUGAGCUUCACGGAUCAGAAGACUGGAAGCUCAUCGCAAGCUUGUUAACUAAUCGAACAGAUGUGCAGUGUCAGCAUCGGUGGCAGAAGGUGCUGAACCCAGAACUCAUCAAGGGGCCAUGGACUAAAGAGGAGGACCAGAGGGUGAUCGAGUUGGUCCAGAAGUACGGAGCCAAGCGCUGGUCGGUGAUCGCCAAGCACCUGAAGGGGCGGAUCGGCAAGCAGUGCCGCGAGCGCUGGCACAACCACCUGAACCCGGAGGUGAAGAAGACGUCGUGGACUGAGGAGGAGGACAGAAUCAUCUACCAGGCGCACGAGAAGCUGGGCAAUCGCUGGGCGGAGAUCGCGAAGCUGCUCCCUGGCAGGACUGACAACGCCAUAAAGAACCACUGGAACUCCACUAUGAGGCGAAAGGUGGAACAGGAGGGCUACCUCCAGAGCGCAGCCAAGAACGGCGGCUCGGCCCUCUCCCUCGGUCACGGCUACAUCAAGGCCGCGAAUCACAUCAUGGGUUUCCCUAAUCACUCGCCCAAUCAAGGGCAGCUGCCUCCCCUGUCGCCGCACAACUACGCCUACAUCUCCAACACACACAGGGUGCCUUUCCCCAUGGCCUUGCAUCUGAACAUCCUGAACAUUCCCCCGCACGGGACCGCUGCUAUACAGAGACACUAUGGUGAGGAGGAUCCUGAGAAGGAGCAGAGGGUGAAAGAGAUCGAACUGCUGCUCAUGUCAACAGAAAAUGAGCUGAGAGGCCAGCCAUCACUACCAAUGACUUUGCCCUAUCCAAGCUGGGCCAGCCAGAGCUGCCUGACCAACAGCCCGGACGGUGUGGCUUUGUUGCUACCUCGUCACCAGGCUGCUGCCCCCGCCCUGCCCCUCGACCAGAGCUGCCUGCCGGAGGAGAGCGCCUCGGCAGCACGUGCACAUACCAACAGCAGCAGCAGCAACAAUAACAACAACAACAACAGCAACAGUCAUCACAGUAGCCCAACGUUCUCGAAUACUCUCCCAGAGUUCAUGGAAUCUGUCAUUGAUUCAAGCCUCUCCUCAUUGGGUGAGGCCACUGCCAGUGAGCUCAUGGAUAGGAGCACUCUCAGAACAGACAGGGUCUCGCCCAAUCAGGGCUCCAGAACUGCUCACGAUGCAUGGGCUGGUUUCAUCUGCUCCACUCCCAAGCCUUCGACAGUCAGAAAUCUUCCCUUUUCGCCCUCGCAGUUUCUCAGCCAGUCGAUGAGCCCAGGACACUCGGACAACGACAGCUUACCGAUGGAGUCCAAGCCUCAGAUCGACCCCUCGCUCAGGCCACAGAAAGAGAAUGAAAUGUUCAGAACGCCAAACAUUUGCCGUUCUAUCAUGGAGUCGUCACCUCGCACACCCACGCCGUUCAGGUCGGCUCUGGCCCUUCAUGAAGCCAAGUACGGACCCCUCAAACUGAAUAUCCCUUUGGAACAUCAGAUGGUCAACUCCAUCAAGCAGGAGCCGAUGGAGUGUGCCAUCGAGCAGCCUCCUCUGAAGAAGAUAAAACAAGAGGUGGAGUCCCCGUGUGAGAGGAGCCCGUGCAUGCAGUGGGAAGCACAAGACCUUCACACGCAGCUCUUCUCCCCUAACGGCCCCGCACAGGAAGUACCUGACCUACUUUCCAGCUCAUUAUUGAGUGAGGAAGGACACAAAACCUACGCCGUCCCUCGCAGAGCCCUGGGCAGCCCACUACAGCAGCUCAGUACCUGGGAGCAUGCGACCUGUGGGAAAACAGAGGAGCACGUUCUGGCGUCAGAGCAGAGCCACAAGUACAUUAACACUUACCCUACAAGGACACUGGUCAUGUAGACACAUGUGACACGUGUUGAUCCGGAAACAUCAACACUCAGUGCGCUGGACGCAGCGUGGCGGAUUUCGUAUUUGUUGUGGUACAACAGUUGGGAGAGGCUCUAUGCCACUGGUGUUUUUACACUCACACUUGUUGGAUUUCAACCAACCAAAGACUAUAACUCUUUUUUUAUGUCUUUUUCAUAGAAUUUGAUUUGGGUUUCUUUUUUUUUAUAAAUGUUCAUCCUAUCACUUUUGGUCUCGUCAUUGUAUCAUUAUGGAUGUUAUGUAUCAUAAAUGGGAUAUGGUGACUAUAUAAUUUGCGUUGGGCUGUAUUAAUAAUUCCGAAUUUUUAUAUUAAUAUAAAGAACAAGUUAAUUAAUUUAUUUCUUUUGUUUUUAUGAUGACUUUCUGAUGUUUUUUUUUCUUUUCCAAUUGGCCGACAGAGCAGUGUUGUAAGUUAAGUAUUUAAAGCCCUAUUAGCAUUAUCGUAUAUCUAAAGGCAUAAAACUGACCUCUGAAACUUCUCUGUUGCUUUUUAUCUUUGUCGUUAAAUAGGAUAUAAUGGGUCUACUGAAAAUUUCAAGUGUUUGCUCUGUGCCACCUCUUUUUUAACCCCGAACUACUGAGCGAGAGAAGCUACGUCUGUUGUUACGUCAUUAUUAAAUUAUGAAUUAUAAUGAGUCGCAAUAAAAGGGGCCAGACUUAUUAGUAUUACCUGAUUACCACGAUGGCACCUUUAUUUCUACAUAUAUAUAUAUAUAAAUACAUAGUAUAAUUAUGAAUUCAAACUAUGUUAAAUGAACUACUGUUUGAAAUCAUGAGCUUUUACCCAGUAAAAGUAAGACCAACCUGCACUUGAGUUUUAUGUUCUCCAUAUAAACAAACCAAGACUACUAAACACUGAUGUGUUAUAUGAUGCUACAAACAAAAGCCCGAUUGAAACCUAUGUGCUGUUGUCAUGUCUUUGAAUAGUUUUGUACUUUUUUUUUUAUAUAUAAUGCAUAUUCAAUCCGCAUUGUGUUUUCAUACUAAGACUGCAGUAGCCCAUUUCAGACACUUAGCAGACAAUCUUUUUUUCUACAUGUUUUUGAUGCCUUGUUUUUAUACUAGCUUUUGAGCAAAAGUGAUUUUAUAAAAAAGCAUGCCAAGUUUUUAUGUUUUUUUUAUACUUUUCUAUCCUGCCUAUUAAAUAAAGUGUGUUGUUUUAAUACA
This is a messenger RNA of Hippoglossus stenolepis (Pacific halibut), 3318 nucleotides long. It is a transcript of the gene myb, whose product is annotated as v-myb avian myeloblastosis viral oncogene homolog. Gene Ontology annotation, molecular function: DNA-binding transcription factor activity, RNA polymerase II-specific; RNA polymerase II cis-regulatory region sequence-specific DNA binding. Gene Ontology annotation, cellular component: nucleus. Bases 136 to 2124 code for a protein of 662 amino acids. NCBI's taxonomy places the organism in Eukaryota, Metazoa, Chordata, Actinopteri, Pleuronectiformes, Pleuronectidae. The record is from RefSeq and is a predicted model, not a curated record. The transcript is spliced from 16 exons. Gene Ontology annotation, biological process: regulation of DNA-templated transcription.